Guillardia theta CCMP2712 is the source of this 1200-nucleotide messenger RNA. RefSeq lists its product as hypothetical. NCBI's taxonomy places the organism in Eukaryota, Cryptophyceae, Pyrenomonadales, Geminigeraceae. Gene Ontology annotation, molecular function: magnesium ion binding; phosphopyruvate hydratase activity. Gene Ontology annotation, biological process: glycolytic process. Bases 1 to 1200 code for a protein of 399 amino acids. The transcript has 13 exons. Gene Ontology annotation, cellular component: phosphopyruvate hydratase complex. The record is from RefSeq and is a predicted model, not a curated record.
AUGAGUUCAGGUGCUUCCACUGGCAUCUACGAGGCCUGCGAGCUCCGUGAUGGCGACAAGUCGAGAUACCUUGGAAAGGGUGUGAGCAAGGCUGUGAAGAAUGUGGAGGAGAAGAUCGCUCCUGCUAUCAAGGGAAUGGAUCCGACCGACCAGGAUGCCAUCGACAAGAAGAUGAUCGAGGUUGAUGGAACCCCCAACAAGACCAACUUGGGUGCCAACGCCAUCCUUGCUGUGUCCCUCGCCGUGGCCAAGGCUGGUGCGGCCCAGAAGGGAAUCCCUCUCUACCAGCACUUUGCGGACAUGGCUGGUGUGAAGAAGUUCGUGCUCCCUGUCCCAUGGAUGAACGUCAUCAACGGUGGAUCUCACGCUGGCAACCGCCUUGCCAUGCAGGAGUUCAUGAUCGGAGCGACUGGAGCUACUUCGUUCAAGGAGGCCGUGCGCAUGAGCUGCGAGGUCUAUCACGCGUUGAAGGCCGUGAUCAAGAAGAAGUACGGCAUGGAUGCCUGCAACGUUGGUGAUGAGGGAGGCUUUGCUCCCAAUAUUCGGGACAACAAGGAAGGACUUUCUCUCCUCACCGAGGCCAUUGCCAACGCGGGAUACACUGGAAAGAUCAAGAUCGGAAUGGACGUUGCUGCCUCUGAGUUUUAUCAGGAUGGAAAGUACAACUUGGACUUCAAGAAUGACAACGCUGAUCCUUCCAUGGUCGUGAGUGGUGAUGAGCUCAUCGAAGUCUACAAGAGCUUCACGCAGGACUUCCCUGUGGUCACUAUUGAGGAUCCCUUCGACCAGGACGAUUGGGAGCACUACAACAAGUUCAACAGUCAAAUGCCCCACACCCAGAUUGUUGGCGAUGACCUUCUUGUGACCAACCCCAACCGCAUCAGCAUGGCCAUCGAGAAGAAGGCCUGCUCCGGCCUCCUCCUCAAGGUCAAUCAGAUCGGAACUGUGUCCGAGUCCAUCAAGGCUUGCAAGAUGAGCCAGGAGCAGGGAUGGGGCGUCAUGGUGUCCCACAGGUCUGGUGAGACUGAGGACACAACCAUCGCUGAUCUCGUCGUUGGUCUCGCCACUGGACAGAUCAAGACUGGAGCUCCCUGCCGUGCUGAGAGGACUGCCAAGUACAACCAGCUCAUGCGCAUCGAGGAGGAGCUCGGCUCCCAGUGCACAUAUGCUGGAGAGAAGUUCCGCUCCCCCCUCAAGUAA